AUGGCUAAGUACGAAUCAGACCUCCCAUGGAAGUUAAGAGCCCCUCAACAAUUAGCAGUCCCUCAUAUUCUCAAGGUUGGUGAAGGUGUGAUAGAGCAUUCAAUGACUGUUUCUAAAUGGAUAUCAUUUUUGUCAACAACAAUACUGUUUUGGGUAUCCUAUGUUUCUAAAUGGAUAUCAUUUUUGUCAACAACAAUACUGUUUUGGGUAUCCUAUGUUUUACCCUAUUUACCUUGUUUGGAACUUGCUUCUGUCAACAACAAUACUGUUUUGGGUAUCCUAUGUUUUACCCUAUUUACAUUGUUUGGAACUCGCUUCUCUAGAGCUUUUACAGCUAAUUUUGUGUUUGGGGAUUCAUUGGUAGAGGUUGGAAACAACAACUACAUUCCAUCACUCUCCCGGGCAAACAACGUGCCCAAUCUGGGCAUCGAUUUCGGAUGGCCGACUGGUCGAUUCACCAACAGGCGAACCAUUGUUGACAUAAUAGGUCAGGAGCUGGGCUUCGAGACAUUCACUCCCCCGCACUUGGCGCCUUCCUCGACUGGACCCAUGAUUCUUCGUGGCGUCAACUAUGCUUCUGGUUCAGCUGGAAUCUUCAAUAACACAGGAAAAAUCUUUCUUGCUCGAAUCAAUUUGGUUGCACAAGUCGAUAACUUUGCAAACAACAGACAAGAUAUCAUCGACAUGAUUGGCCUUCCUGCUGCCAUGGAUUUGCUUAGAACUUCCAUAUUCUCCAUAACCAUUGGCUCAAACGACUUCAUUAAUAACUACUUUACACCAGUCCUCUCGGAUUCAGGACACCGGUUGAUUCCUCCAGAGUUGUUUGUUGGCUCCAUGAUUUCGAGUUACAGACUCCAACUCACAAGACUCUACAAUCUAGGAGCCAGAAACAUCGUAGUGGUAAACGUCGGACCAAUCGGAUGCAUUCCAUAUCAGAGAGAUUCAAAUCCUUCAUUAGGAAGCAACUGUGCAAAUUCCCCUAACCUAAUGGCUCAGUUAUUCAACAACCAAUUGAGAGGUCUAAUCACAGAGCUCGGAGCUCAAUUUCAGAAUUCUAAUUUCCUCUAUGCAAAUGCGUAUCACAUCGUUCAAGAUAUAGUUCAAAAUCACGCAUCAUACGGGUUUGAGAAUGCCGACUCGGCGUGCUGCCACAUCGCCGGAAGGCACGGCGGUCUUUUUCCCUGUGGACCGCCGUCGAGAGUGUGCGUAGACAGGUCGAAGUACGUGUUUUGGGAUUCAUUUCAUCCUUCUGAAGCUACGAACUCCAUAAUCGCCAGGCGGCUCAUGGACGGCGACGCCAAUGAUAUUUGGCCCAUCAAUAUUCGAGAACUGGAGCGCUUUAACUAA
Cucurbita moschata (crookneck pumpkin) is the source of this 1347-nucleotide messenger RNA. Its product is annotated as GDSL esterase/lipase At4g16230-like. Gene Ontology annotation, molecular function: hydrolase activity, acting on ester bonds. The record is from RefSeq and is a predicted model, not a curated record. Lineage: Eukaryota; Viridiplantae; Streptophyta; Magnoliopsida; Cucurbitales; Cucurbitaceae.